AUGCGACUAGCUGUUAGAGAGGAUAUAUUAUCGAGAUUUCUGGUGGAGAGGGAGAAAGAUCCAGAGAGGAUGAAUGAUAAGUACCUGAGGGAUAUAAUCUUGAGCUUUAUGAUCGCUGGGAAGGACACAACCGCUGCAUCUCUCUCUUGGUUCUUGUACAUGCUCUGCAAAAACCCACUUGUUCAGGAGAAAAUAGUACGAGAGAUCAGAGACGUGACGUCGAGUCAUGAGGAAACAACCGAUGUGAAGGGUUCCGUUGAGAGUAUAGAUGAAGAGGCUCUUGAUCAGAUGCAGUAUCUCCAUGCGGCCUUGUCUGAGACCUUGAGGCUUUACCCUGCUGUCCCUGUGGACACGAGGUGUGCAGAGAAUGAUGAUGUGCUUCCAGAUGGACAUAGAGUGAAGAGAGGGGAUAAUGUCUACUACAUAUCCUAUGCCAUUGGAACGAUGACUUAUAUUUGGGGACAACAGGCUGAGGAGUUCAAGCCAGAGAGAUGGCUUAAGGAUGGCGUGUUCCAACCAGAAUCACCUUUCAAAUUCAUAAGCUUUCAUGUUUGUAUACUCUCUCUCUCUCCCAGAUGUGGUUGUUAAGAGUGAAGACGUUCUCUUCUAAUACCUGAGAUGUUUUGUGUUCUUUGGCUGUAUAUGUAUAUAGGCUGGUCCAAGAAUCUGCCUUGGCAAAGAUUUUGCAUACCGCCAAAUGAAGAUAGUAUCAAUGGCACUUCUUCACUUCUUUCGCUUCAGAAUAGUCGAUGAGAAGAAUAAAAUUUCGAAUUCUAAGGUGGGAGAAAAAAAGUACGAGUUCUCUCCGGCGACAUAAUCAAAAUGGACGGCGGUGGCGACGGCGGGAAUGUUAAUCAACCGCCACUCAACCUGCAGCAUCAAAUCGUAGAAGAUCAAGGUAUAUAUAGUCCAAAAAUUACAUUGAUGUUCAUGCUCAGCAUCGUGAUAUAUACAAAGAAGAUUCAACAUGUAUAUUUGGAAAAAAAGUUUUGCAGGUGAUUCUACACAUAGGUGGCUACAGGCUUGGGAGAUGAAUCACAUUAUGCUCAACGCGGACUUAUUCCAAGUCAUAAAUCCUACGCUAAUUCCCGUAGAUGAACAAGGUCUUUACCCGGUCGAUAAUGAAUCAAUGAGGGACAACAACAGCUGGCUCCACUCAAGCCUACCGAGCAACGGAAUUAGGUUUCAUAUCAGACUGUCGAUUGGGUAUGCCAUUGACUUUGGGGAUUUCGUCUUUGCUGUGUACCGCAAAGGAGAUCUCCACAUCCCGAUGUA
Brassica napus (rape) is the source of this 1275-nucleotide messenger RNA. RefSeq names its product cytochrome P450 704C1-like. NCBI's taxonomy places the organism in Eukaryota, Viridiplantae, Streptophyta, Magnoliopsida, Brassicales, Brassicaceae. The transcript is spliced from 3 exons. The record is from RefSeq and is a predicted model, not a curated record. Gene Ontology annotation, molecular function: iron ion binding; monooxygenase activity; heme binding. The coding region runs from base 1 to 588 and encodes 195 amino acids.